CCUGUGUGGGUUUUCUCCGGGCACUCCGGUUUCCUCCCACAUCCUAAAAACAUGCAACAAUAAUUGGACACUUUAAAUUUCCCCUGGGUGUGAUUGUGAGUGCGACUGUUUGUCUCUAUGUGCCCUGCGAUUGACUGGCAACCAGUUCAGGGUGUACCCCGCCUCCUGCCUGUUGACAGCCGGGAUAGGCUCCAGCACUCCCCGUGACCCUUGUGAGGAUAAGCGGCCAAGAAGAUGGAUGGAUGGAAAAAUAUCACAUUUGAGCAAAACGUACAUCAAGUUUGCAGUUGCUGCAAAAAAAAACAACAACAGCGCUUUAUGCGGGUUUUAUUUUGGCGUGGUCCUCCAACCGGAAGUGCAGAGGUAACCCUCUCGUUGACGGCAAGUCGAGCGCAGCAGAGCAGCGCAACAUGGCGACUCCGAACAAUCCGCGCAAAUUCAGCGAGAAGAUCGCUUUACAUAACCAGAAGCAGGCACAAGACACGGCGGCGUUCGAGGAAGUCAUGAAAGACCUCAGCAUUACUCGGGCUGCCAGGUUACAGUUGCGGACUAAUCAGUAUUUGCAGUUGGGACCAAACCGGGGGCAGCACUAUGGAGGAUCUUUACCGAACGUCAAUCAGAUUGCAAACACCGCCGUUGAUUUUCCUUUUCAGAAGUCACGGAUGGACGUGAGCAGGUCAUCGCGACACCACGGGUUGGUGGAUAGAGUGUACCGCAACCGAAUGUCGUCACCACAUCAGAACCCGCUCACUGUGGACAAACACGGACGCCAAGUUGACAGCUGUCCAUAUGGCUCGGUAUAUCUGUCGCCGCAACCUGAUACCAGUUGGAGGAGGACAAAUUCUGACUCAGCACUUCACCAGAGUACAUUAGCUCCUGGCCAGCAGGCAUCCUUCAUGUGUGGAUCGCAGGAGCUUCAGCCCAAGAGAGUUCUGCUGCUAACAGUGCCAGGGUCUCAAAUUGUCAAAAGGGAAGUUGAAGAAGACGGGCAAAAACAGAGCUGGGAUUGCAAAAAGGACGUUUCUAGAUCGAAAUCUUACGAAGUCCCUGGAAUCCACAUAUUCCCAUCACCGGAGCAGCAUCUCAAACCGGUCGCUCACAGCACUGGCGGUUCUCUGCCUGACCUGUCAAACGUCCACUUCCCUCCUCUGCUGUCCACCCCACUGGACUCAGACAAAGCAGCAACCCUCUCAUUCAGUUCUCCCAACAAUACCGCACAAAUGCUGGAUAAAACACAAGGAGUGAAUGCCUGUCAACCCGCAGUAACCAUGGAAAUCCAGUCUGGGCAGGACAUCAUGGAGCCUCUCAUUCCGAACAUGGGAGAACCACACUGGCAACCUAAUUUACAGCACUCAUCAACAUCGGCGCCUCUCCCUCUCUCUCAGGCUGCGAUCAAUGCCAUGAACCUGGAGCAGCAGUUGUCCCAGUAUGCCUUCUUCAACCAGCAGCCGUCAUCCCAGACGUACCAGAACCAGCCCCAAACAGGUGCGGUCCAGAUGCCAUCCUCCGUGAUCUCCUGUAGCAUGUCGGACAGUCAGAUGUCGUCACGAUGCAACAUGAGCAUGGACAUGAACACGCCCCAACCACUCCAACAAUACCGCAGCCGGGUCGGAUCCUCUGCCAAUCAGUCUCCAACCUCGCCCAUCUCCAACCAAGGCUUCUCACCCGGAGGUUCGCCUCAACAUAACUCCGUACUGGGUAGUGUCUUCGCUGACUUCUAUGACCAGCGGGUUCCGUCUAUUCAGAACAAUGUGCUCUCUCAACAGCUGGAGCAGUUCAACAUGACAGAAACAUCCAACUGCCAUGACAGCUUCAACAACCAGACAUCCACCCUCAACUACUCGCAGAUGAUGGGCUUGUCUGGUGGCCACUGUAACAUCCAGGGCUCUCAGCAGCUGGGCUACAGUAGCCAUGGAAACAUCCCGAACAUCAUUCUUACAGCGAGUGGAGAGUCUCCUCCCAGUCUGCCGAAGGACCAGGCUGACCCCCUGUCAACAGAUAUCAGCUUUGACGUUGAUGCGCACUUCCCACUGGACGACCUAAAUAUCGACCUACUGACACUUGAUGGCCUGCACAUGCUCAACGACCCGGACAUGGUGCUCACUGACCCAGCCACAGAGGAUGCCUUUCGAAUGGAUCGCCUCUGAUUUUGGGGUGCAAUGAGAAUGACCAGCUUCCCUGCUUCUGAACUGGAAAAGUGGCAGCAUCCUAAAAGCAUCAAGGUACAAACUCUGUUUGUGGUUCUACCAACGACACAAGUACUUAAGUUGCGAUUCUUUGGUAAAAGAGGACAUGGUUUAAAGGAAUAGUGUGGUAUAGUCAAACUGAUUAAACAUUGUAAAGCAAAAGGCAGUGGUGUAGUAUGGGGCCAUGAAAUGGCCGACACCCCCAGGCUCAAAACUUUCAUGCAUCCAUUUUCCAGAGUGCUUAUUCUCAUUAGGGGAGGGGUAAGCUGCAGCUUGUCCCAGCUGACUUUGGGCGAUAGGCAGGGUCCACCCUGAACUGGUUGCCAGCCGCUGUUAUUUAGCUAACAAGACGAGAAAUUUCAGAAAUGAAUCAAAUCAGCCCCAAUUCCAAUGAAUUCGGGGCGUUUUGAUUAACGUAGAUAAAAACAGAAUGCAAUGAUUGGAUCCUAUAUUCAAUUGAAUACACUUCAAAGACAAAAUAAUUUAAAGUUCGAACGGAUGAACAUUAUUUAUUUUUGUAAAUAUAAUCCCAUUUUGAAUUUCAUGCCUGUAAUGUGUUCCAAAAACUGAGACGGAGGCUACAAAAGACUGGGAAAGCUGAGGAAUGAUCAAAGUCGGUUGUUUGUAACAUCCCAUGGAUGUACAGGUUAACUGGAAACGGGUGACUCUCAUGAUUGGGUUUUAAAGGAAUGUGUCACCAUGAUAAAAGAAACUAUAAAGAAGAUAGAAAGAUGAGAAAGCUAAAGGGCUAAUUAGAAACCAUCUGAACUCAGCCGCAAUAUAACUACUUCUGAUACCAAGUAAAGAUCCCACUCACCCAGGUAAUUACUGACCACUGUCACUAAUUAUUAUGGACAUCAAAAUCAUUUAUAAGGCUUUAGCCAGGAGACUAGAAAAAAAAAAUCUUCCCUCAAUAAUACCUGGAGACCAAACGGGUUUCAUUAAAAGUCAGACAUCCACCAACGUCAGGUGAUGAUAUAUAUAAUAAGUAUGUCCCAGUGUAAUAAUUUAAAAGCAAUGAUGUUGUCUCUCGAUGCAGAAUGAGAUUUUGAUAACGUUAACUGGUCUUUUCUUUUUUUCUGUACGUACGUCACAAAUUGGGUUUCUGUGACCCACGUGUUCGUUAGAUCGCAAAGUUAUGAAACUCCCCCAAAGCAACCGUCACCACAAAAGCAGUCACAUCACUAAGUUUCACUUUAAAAAAAGGAACUAGACAAGGAUUCCAACACUCACCCAUCCUAU
Messenger RNA from Syngnathoides biaculeatus (alligator pipefish), 3428 nucleotides. RefSeq names its product CREB regulated transcription coactivator 1a (gene crtc1a). The record is from RefSeq and is a predicted model, not a curated record. NCBI's taxonomy places the organism in Eukaryota, Metazoa, Chordata, Actinopteri, Syngnathiformes, Syngnathidae. Gene Ontology annotation, molecular function: cAMP response element binding protein binding. Gene Ontology annotation, cellular component: nucleus; cytoplasm. The transcript has 16 exons. Gene Ontology annotation, biological process: protein homotetramerization; positive regulation of transcription by RNA polymerase II. The coding region runs from base 411 to 2147 and encodes 578 amino acids.